UAUCAAACCUCUCCGAAGCGACGACAAAAGUGGUAUUGCAGCAAGCUCACAGCUCAGUACCUUGGUUGUUUGUCAAGCUAAUAGGACGUACGCAAGAUGACCGAAAUAGUGGAAUUCUCUGAACUGCGGCUAAGCAAGAAAAGGCUUGGAAGUGGAGCUGCCGGAGAGGUGCGAAGAGCCUGCUGGCGGGGACAGGAGAUUGCCGUAAAGUUGUUCGACUAUUUCAACAAGUUCGCAGAAAGGGAAAUCACCCAUUUGGCACGACUGAAGCACAAAAAUAUUAUCAAGGUGUACGGCACUUCGAAAACCGGCAAUGACACCUACUUGCUCAUGGAAUAUGUGGCGGGCGGUUCCCUGCAUGACUUCCUGCACGGCAAGGAUCAGAGGAAGUUCUCUGUGGAGGAGGCCAUCAACUUGGCGAGACAGUGUGCUUUGGGCAUGGCUUAUAUGCAUUCCAUGGAGCCAAAGACCCUAGUCCACCGCGACAUAAAACCACGAAACAUGCUUCUGACCAAUAUGUUCAAAGAUCUCAAAAUCUGCGACUUUGGCACGGCGACGGAUUUGGCCACAUAUCUGUCCAAUAUGCGCGGAACUCCAGCAUAUAUGGCCCCAGAGGUUUAUCGCGCAAAGCAGUACACGGAGAAGUGCGAUGUCUACAGCUUCGGCAUUAUGUUGUGGGAGAUAAUGGCCCGGAAGUUGCCUUUCAGCCAUUUGCCGAACCCUUCAAAUGGCUUUGCCGUCUUGGGAGCCGCAGAACGGGGUAUUCGCCCUCCCAUAGACGACGUCCGACCCGACUGCUGGAAGGGAAUCAAACAUUUGAUACAACGUUGCUGGGACAAGGAUCCCGCCCUCCGUCCCAGCAUGCAAAAGGUGGAAAAGUAUCUAGGCAUGUUGGGGGCCUCCGUUAACUAUAAGGAUUUUGUCCAUGUCUUGGACGAUGUCAGCAUGGCCGUGGUGACCUUCCACAUGGAAAAGGGUCCCUCUGGCUGGCGGCGUUAUGUGCGAGUGGAGUUUUGGCGAAAACAGAUACGAACCGCUCGUCUGACUUUCUCCAUGGUCGACUUUAACCAAACGGGCAAGAAGGUGGUGAGGGAGUCCAUCCGAGCUUUGAAAGAUGGCAAAAGGGAAGUCCUGCGAGUGGAAAAGCAGGUAGAGCGGGAAGCCUCACGGGUCUAUGAGAAUUGCGAGCGGGAAACACGAGUUGCUGCCGAUGAUGUGGUGCGGGAAACAGGACGAGCUACCGAAGAUGUGGUGCGAGAAACGGGACGAGCUGCCGAGGAUGUGGCGCGAGAAGCAGCACGAGCUGCCGAGGAUGCCGCUAGAGCUGCAGAGGCAGCGGAGAGGGAAGCUAGGCGAAUCAAGGACCAACUAGCCAACGAGGCGAAGCGGCUUCUGGAGGAGAAGGAGGCCCAGAGGAUCAAGGAUCAAAUUGCCAACGAGGGCAAAAGGAUAUUAAAAAGAUUUCGAUUCUAGACCAAAAAUGAUUAUUAAUUUGUUAUGGUAAUGUGCGAUGAGCGGGGAAAUUAUUAAUAAAGCCGACUGCAGUCCUUUUUUGGUUUUCCA
Drosophila ananassae is the source of this 1563-nucleotide messenger RNA. RefSeq names its product putative mitogen-activated protein kinase kinase kinase 7-like. Gene Ontology annotation, biological process: positive regulation of canonical NF-kappaB signal transduction; JNK cascade; protein phosphorylation. The transcript has 5 exons. The coding region runs from base 97 to 1473 and encodes 458 amino acids. The record is from RefSeq and is a predicted model, not a curated record. NCBI's taxonomy places the organism in Eukaryota, Metazoa, Arthropoda, Insecta, Diptera, Drosophilidae. Gene Ontology annotation, molecular function: magnesium ion binding; ATP binding; MAP kinase kinase kinase activity.